Epinephelus fuscoguttatus (brown-marbled grouper) is the source of this 1665-nucleotide messenger RNA. RefSeq names its product meiosis-specific nuclear structural 1 (gene mns1). NCBI's taxonomy places the organism in Eukaryota, Metazoa, Chordata, Actinopteri, Perciformes, Serranidae. Bases 151 to 1644 code for a protein of 497 amino acids. Gene Ontology annotation, biological process: cilium organization. Gene Ontology annotation, cellular component: motile cilium. The transcript has 10 exons. The record is from RefSeq and is a predicted model, not a curated record.
GACACUUUAGUUUACCAACGGCUCAUUGAUCUCUCAUGACGCUAACACACCGAAACUCGUUUAAGGUUAAAUAAUUCAAACGCGUUUACGAAUCAAAGAAACAAGAGGAUAUAAGUUAAGAGGCGGGAAUCGACAAAAAACGCCACAAACAUGAGUCGUAACUGGGCGUCCAACCAGCAGCAGAGGUUAAUGUUUCAGCGGCAGAAGCAGGAGCAGCACAGGCAGCAGGAGGCUCAGCGUGUAUCCAGAGACAGGCAGCUGCAGGCCUGUCUGCAGGACGAGGAGAGCUUUGAGAGGAAGAGAUACCUGAGGCAGGUGCAGGAGGAGAUCAGGGAGAGGCAAAUGGAGAGCGCUAUGCUGAAGGCAGAGGAGGAGAGAACAAAUAGAGAGAAGCAACUUGAACAAGAGGAGAGAAUUGCUAAGGAGCUGGCCCGCAUCAACUAUGAGACACAGAGAGAAGAGAAAAUGAGGCAGUACAUUAAAGAGAACAGCAUGGAGCUUCGAGAGCUGGAGUCAAAGCUGAAGUCUGCAUAUCUGAAUAAGGAACGAGCUGCACAGAUUGCUGAGCAGGAGGCUACAAGGCUUGGGACAAUGCGUGAGGAGACAGACUUUGCUCGCAGGAUGAAGAGUGAACAUGAGCGAGCAGCCGCUGAGAAGCAGAAGCUGGAGCAGAAGCGCCAAGAGGAGCUGGCGCAGUAUCAGAGAGAGCUGGAGCAGCAGCUCAUGGAGAGGGAGCGCAAGAGACAAGAGGCGUAUGAGGAGUUCCUCAAAGAGAAGCUCAUGGUUGAUGAGAUUGUCAGGAAGAUUUAUGAGGAGGAUCAGAUGGAGAGACAGCUGAAACUGGAGAAGGUCAGAGCCACUCAGCAGCACAUUGAGGAAUUCAAGAGACAGCAGGCCGAAUGGAGACGCAUGGAGCAAGAGAAAAUGGAGGCUGAGAACAGACGCAUCAUGGAACUUGCAAGCCAACAGCAGCAGAUGGAAGAGAGCAGAAUAGCUAAGAUCAAAGAGAGAGAAGAAGCAAAGGAGCAGCUUCAUAAAAUGCUGUCUGAGAAGAUUGAAGAGGAGAGGCAGCAGCGUGAAGAGAUGGAGCGAGUCCGUGAGGAACUUUAUUUAGAAGAACAAGAGGAGGCUAACAGGCAGAGAGACAUUGAAGAGAUGGAGAAGAAAAUCAGACAGAGGCUGAUGAUGCAGCAGACCUGCCAGGAGCAGAUGGCUUUCAAAGAGAUGCGGAGGCAGGCGGAGAAAGAGGAGGAGGAGGCCUUCAAGAAAAUGAUGAUGGCUAAGUUUGCAGAGGACGAUCGGCUGGAGCAGAUGAACGCUCAGAAACGACGCAUGAAACAACUCGAGCACAAACGCGAAGUGGAGAAACUGAUAGAAGACAGAAGACAGCAGCGUGAGGCCUACAUGGAACAUGAGGCUAAAGAAAGAGCACUUGAGCAAGAGAGGGAGGCACUGCGCAGACAGAUCAUUGAAGAAGAGAGGCAGCGACUUCUUAAACGUCACGCAACUAAACUCCUUGGAUACCUACCAAAGGGUUUGCUCCGUGAAGAAGACCUGGAGCACUUUGAUGAAGACUUCAGAAGAAACUUUAGAACACGUCAGGCAGAUAUCUUCUCUGACGAUGGCUGGGAAGACGACGAGUGAACUCUGUCCCUGUCAUUGCAU